AUGGAACCUCGAUUCCAUCAAGUAUGUUUGAGUUACUUGAUUAGCCUAGAAUGGAUUAAGUACAGUGAUUCGUCAGGUAAUGCUGCUCCGCAUAUGCUUGACUAUCGACGUUAUGCUGGUGGUCAGUUUCGAACAUUGGCAAUGCUGUGUGAGCUUGCUCAGGAUGCAACCUAUGAUGCUCGUGAUAUCUUUUUGGAAAGGCAGAUUGUCAACUCACAAGUAAUCAGUGAAGAAUUAUUUCGAACUAAAAUGGACCACCUUAUUGGAACUUGGAAAAAAUCCACUAGCAGUCAAUUUAAACGUAGGAUGGAACUUAUUCGAAUUACUACAAUGAGAAAUCAUUUGAUGAGUCGUCCCAGUAUUUAUUUUCAAGCCAAUUUAACUGAACGGAGCUUAAUAAGUGAGCCUCGACAUUAUGGUGAAUGUAAUUGUGGUACAACGAAUCACACAUGUGUCGAACCCAUGAAAAUAUACGAAACAGUCAAAAACAAUCUUACAGAAAAACAUACAAUUUCUAAUUUUUUUUUGGGUUGCUAUCUGGUCGAAGCAUUAUUUUUGUCGACAUUGGAAUGUUUCUAUAAUGAAUCAUGCAUGACGGAUCUCCAUAAUUUUUUUCAUUCGCCUCUUGACGAAUCUUGGAUCUUUCCAGCGCUUAAUUCAAACCUUAGUCAAGCUAAUGAGUCGAUUGAAUCAAUUGUCGAUGAAUUGAUGAUUGAUGAUUGGUCAGUGUACAUCAAUUUUACUUCUUAUUACAACAAAUGCGCUCCAAGUACAUGUUUCACCGAAUACAGCAGUCGCCAAGGUCUCUUGACGAUUGCCACCAUUAUUGCUGGUAUUUUUGGUGGCCUAUCUAUUGGUUUUCAGCUAUUCAUCUGUUUCUAA
Molecule: messenger RNA, 882 nt
Organism: Adineta steineri
Lineage: Eukaryota; Metazoa; Rotifera; Eurotatoria; Adinetida; Adinetidae
Source: the annotation of a GenBank genome assembly